Messenger RNA from Bolinopsis microptera, 915 nucleotides. RefSeq lists its product as uncharacterized. The coding region runs from base 1 to 915 and encodes 304 amino acids. NCBI's taxonomy places the organism in Eukaryota, Metazoa, Ctenophora, Tentaculata, Lobata, Bolinopsidae. The transcript has a single exon. The record is from RefSeq and is a predicted model, not a curated record.
AUGUAUCCGACCUGUAUCCGACCUGUACCCGACCAGUAUAGUACCCGACCUGUAUCCGACCUGUACCCGACCUGUACCCGACCUGUACCCGACCUGAACCCGACCUGUAUCCGACCUGUACCCGACCUGUACCCGACCUCUAUCCGACCUGUACCCGACCUGUACCCAACCUGUAUCCGACCUCUAUCCGACCUGUACCCGACCUGUAUUCGACCUGUACCCGACUAUGUACCCGACCUGUAUCCGACCUGUACCCGACCUGUACCCGACCUGUACCCGACCUGUACCCGACCUGUACCCGACCUGUACCCGACCUGUACCCGACCUGUACCCGACCUGUACCCGACCAGUACCCGACCUGUACCCGACCUGUAUCCGACCUGUUCCCGACCUGUACCCGACCUGUAUCCGACCUGUACCCGACCUGUACCCGACCUCUAUUCGACCAUGUACCCGACCAUGUACCCAACCUGUACCCAACCUGUACCGGUGUACCCGACCUGUACCCGACCUGUACCCGACCAUGUAUCCGACCAUGUACCCGACCUGUACCCGACCUGUACCCGACCUGUACCCGACCAUGUACCCGACCUGUACCCGACCUGUACCCGACCUGUACCCGACCACGUACCCGACCAUGUACCCGACAUGUACCCGACCUGUACCCGACCUGUACCCGACCUGUACCGGGUACCCGACCUGUAUCCGACAUGUAUCCGACCUGUACCCGACCUGUACCCGACCUGUAUCCGACCAUGUACCCGACCUGUACCCGACCUGUAUCCGACCUGUAUCCGACUAUGUACCCGACCUGUACCCCAACAAAAGCCAGACUGCAGUCUGCACCUGUGUGUCAAGAUACCUUUAAAACUGAAAUGUUCACUUUUCAAAUCUACCUUUAAAGCCUCAAAAUAA